Molecule: messenger RNA, 4183 nt
Organism: Salpingoeca rosetta
Lineage: Eukaryota; Choanoflagellata; Craspedida; Salpingoecidae
Exons: 4
Coding region: 1-3954 (1317 amino acids)
Source: RefSeq, a predicted model, not a curated record
AUGAAGGCGCAGCUUGAGCAACAGCUGAGUGAGGUGAGCGAGAGCAGGACCCAGCUUGAGCAACAGCUGAGUGAGGUGAGCGAGAGCAAGACACAGCUUGAGCAACAACUGAGUGAGGUGAGCGAGAGCCAGGAAGGCGCGACGCAGGAAGCCAACGCACGCAUCGCUGAGCUUGAGCAACAACUGAAUGAAGUGAGCGAGAGCAAGACCCAGCUUGAGCAACAGCUGAGUGAGGUGAGCGAGAGCAGGACGCAGCUUGAGCAACAGCUGAGUGAGGUGAGCGAGAGCCAGGAAGGCGCGACGCAGGAAGCCAACACACGCAUCGCUGAGCUUGAGCAACAACUGAAUGAGGCGAGCGAGAGCAGGACCCAGCUUGAGCAACAGCUGAGUGAGGUGAGCGAGAGCAGGACCCAGCUUGAGCAACAGCUGAGUGAGGUGAGCGAGAGCAAGACCCACCUUGAGCAACAGCUGAGUGAGGUGAGCGAGAGCAGGACCCAGCUUGAGCAACAGCUGAGUGAGGUGAGCGAGAGCAGGACGCAGCUUGUGCAACAGCUGAGUGAGGCGAGCGAGAGCAAGACCCAGCUUGAGCAACAGCUGAAUGAGGUGAGCGAGAGCAGGACGCAGCUUGAGCAACAGCUGAGUGAGGUGAGCGAGAGCCAGGAAGGCGCGACGCAGGAAGCCAACGCACGCAUCGCUGAGCUUGAGCAACAACUGAAUGAGGUGAGCGAGAGCAGGACGCAGCUUGAGCAACAGCUGAAUGAAGUGAGCGAGAGCAAGACCCACCUUGAGCAACAGCUGAAUGAGGUGAGCGAGAGCAAGACCCACCUUGAGCAACAACUGAAUGAAGUGAGCGAGAGCAAGACCCAGCUUGAGCAACAGCUGAGUGAGGUGAGCGAGAGCAGGACGCAGCUUGAGCAACAGCUGAGUGAGGUGAGCGAGAGCAGGACCCAGCUUGAGCAACAGCUGAGUGAGGUGAGCGAGAGCAGGACCCAGCUUGAGCAACAGCUGAAUGAGGUGAGCGAGAGCAGGACGCAGCUUGAGCAACAGCUGAGUGAGGUGAGCGAGAGCCAGGAAGGCGCGACGCAGGAAGCCAACACACGCAUCGCUGAGCUUGAGCAACAACUGAAUGAGGUGAGCGAGAGCCAGGAAGGCGCGACGCAGGAAGCCAACACACGCAUCGCUGAGCUUGAGCAACAACUGAAUGAGGUGAGCGAGAGCAGGACCCAGCUUGAGCAACAGCUGAAUGAGGUGAGCGAGAGCAGGACCCAGCUUGAGCAACAGCUGAACGCGUCUUCUCAGGCGAACGAGUCUGCACUUCAACAGAAGUACGAUCGUCUUCUUGCCAAGGCGCGGCAGCUCAAGGAGCGGUGGACUGCAGCGCAACAGGAGGUGGCAGCCGAACGCGAGCGCACCAAACAGCUCAGUGGUGAAUUACAACAAUUGCGUGACAACAGGGCCGCACAGGACAAGGCGGCCGGAGCACGCAUGGAUGAGCUCGAACAACACCUUGCCACAGCAUCUGCAAAGUGUGACGAGCUUCAACUGCAGCUUGAGCAGGAGCGCGCCGACCACGCAGUGUCCGCACAGGCGAUGCAAGAGGACAUGGACACGCAUGCGAAACGCGCCGAUUCCGCAGAGGCUGCUGCGACCGAGAAGGAAGAGCAACUGGUGGCCGCGCAAACGCGCUUGGCUGCUGUGGAGGAAGAAGCUGACUCGCUGCGUGUGCAGGUUGAGACGGCACAGCAACACGCGGCGGAGAGCGACCAGAGUGUGGCGUUGUCUGCACGAGUGGACGAACUGACGUCGUUGCUUGCAAGCAGAGAGGCUGAACUGCAAGAAGCGCACGUGCGGUUUACGAAGUUGCGUGCAAAGGCAAAGUCGCUGGUGGCUGGCGCGAAGAAGGCAGAGGCCCUGGAGCAGGAUGUGCAGGUGCUGCGCGGUGAGCUUGAUGCGGCAGCGGCGGACACACGCACGGCGCAAGAAGCGCACGAGGAGGCCAUGACGUGCUUGCAGGCAGAGCUUGAGGGCAUCAAAGAGCAACUUGCGAAAGCGGAAGCGGAGAAGCAGCACGUUUGCGAGAAGAGAGACGCACUGCAGACGGAAGUGGAAAGGUUGUCGGCGGCGGUGGAUGAGAUGAAGGCGGCCCUGAGUGAGGUCGAGAGUGGAUCGCAGAGCCAGCUGGAGGAAGCAAGGAGCGAGGCAGCGAGCUUGCGGGAACAGCUUGGCGAGGUCAACGCAAGGCUUGCGACGCUGCAGGAACAAGUAGAAGGCGAAGAUCUGGAGAGAGACGCAGCGAGGCGGGAAGCCGACGAAGCGACAGAAGCCCUUGAGCGCGUGCGAGCGGAAAUGGAGGAUUGGAAGCAAGUGGCCGAGCAGCGCACAGCAGAGUUGCAGCGUGCCCAUGAAUCGUUCACGAAACUGAAGCAGCGGGCGAAACGUGUGACGAAGGAGCGCAACGACCUUCAAGCAGCGCUUGAUGAUGCAAGACAGCAUGCCGAGAACGCAGGGGCAACAGCACGGGGUGAAGUGGAGGAGCUCACAGCGCGUGUGGAGCAGCUGGUGAAGGAGAAGGAGGAGGUGCAAGCGCGUGCAGACGAGCGGAAGCAGGAGCUGCUUGAAGAGAUGCAGGCGUUGCGCGAGGAAAUGGAGAUCCUUCAAUCUGAAACUGAAGAGUUGUCGGCGACGGCACGGGAGGCGAAGGAGCGGGAGGGGGAAGCAAAAUCGCGCGUGGAGAUGCUGGAGGAGGAAGGGCGCGCAGUGAGACAGCAGCUUUUGGAGGCGAAGGUGGACGCGGAUGAACUUCAGAAGGAGUUUGAGGAGGAGACGGAGCAGCUGCAGGCGGCGCUGGAAGCAAGCGAGAAAACAUGUGCGGACAUGAAGCAGAAGUACAGCAACGUCGACCUGGUGCUGGAGGAGCUGCGGACAACGGUGACGCAGCUUGAGGUUGAGAAGGACGAGCGUGAGAAGGAGUGGGAGGUGGAGCGGGCGCAGCUGGCAGCGGCAGCUGAUGAGUCAUCCGCAGCCGCGAGCGAUGUGCAGGAGCAAGUGGCGGCGCUUGAAGCGAAGACGAAAGCGCUGUCGACGGAGAAUGAUGACUUGAAGAGAGUAAUUCAAGCGAAACGGGCGAAGAUUAUGGCGUUGGAACGGGAUUUGGUACAGUUUCAGGAGCAGCUGAAACUUGAGCGAGAGCGGUUUGCUGCGUCCGCUGCAGCUGCGUCGGCGCUGGCACACGAGGAGGAGAUGGAGGCGGUUCGGCGAGACUUGAAGGUCAUCAGAGAGCACGCGGAAGAUCAGCACCGACGGGCCGAUAACGAGAAGGACAUGCGCUUACACGAGCAGGAGAAGCACGACGCGAAGCUGGCUGAGAUGCAGCGGUGGCACGACGAAAAACUGGCAGCGCUGAGGCAGGAGGUGGCCACGCUACAAGAACAGCUCUCAGCUGCGAAGCAACAACAGGCGCCGCAACGGGCCGAACAGGAAGAAGCCGCACAAGCAACCGCCACCUCUUCAUCAAAACCAGCACCACCGCCGACAGCACAUGCUGAUGGCUCUGCGGUCGACAUCGAUUACCUUCGCAAUGUCGUGUAUCAGUACAUGAUGGGAAUCCACGCAGACGAGGUUGCGCACAUCAUUGCGUCUGUCCUCGAGUUUUCGCCCGAGCAGCGGCGGGAUCUCUUUGCGGACGAGGACGACAACAGCGAUGACGACGAUGCCAGUGGUGGUGAUGGCGAUGGCCACGACGCCGCAACGAGUGGCCGCAGAACGGCGGAUGAACUGUUUGGUGCGCUGUCAUCACUGCAAUCCCGCGUGCAGAACGCGAGCAAGCCGUUCUUGGCCAACUUGACGACGUCGCUCGGCUUUCUUGCCCAGCAGCAGCAACAGCAGGAACGUCAAGAAGAACAGGGAGGAGAGAGGGCAGAAGAGGAAGAACACCAUCAACAGCACAAGCAAUAGCCAGCACAGGCCAAGGCCGGCGAGCACCGGGUCUGUGUGCGCGCGUGUGUGUGUGUGUGUAUGUUGACGUGUUCGUGGCACGCAUGUUUGUGUGUGCAUGUUCUCACAUUGACAUUGUUCGUCUGAGUCGACUAGCUCUUUGUACAAAUGCGUUUACCGUGUUCGUUAGCAACAACAAUAGAGAGACAGACCAGUGUUCGCUCAAACUGACCAGUGGUUAUGUAUCAGG